AUGUCUUUCCUAAAACAAACACUCCUAGCAGCCCUAGCAACAACACCCUCAUUGUACCAGGGCCACUACCGCUCACGACCCGACCUCGCACCACCCCAACUAAACAUCACCAUCCCCGCCACAAACCCAAAUGGCUCCGAAUACGUCUUCAUCGCCCCAUACCCUAUGGGCGGGACCCUUGAACGGCCCGGUCCGUACAUCUACCGCAAAGACGGCGAUUUGGUGUGGGCCGGCACAGGCUACUACGCCGGGUUCGUGGCUAAUUUCCAUCCUACCACGUACCAGGGGAAACCCGUUCUCCAGGCAUUUCAGGGUAGUAUGGAUAGUGCCCAUGGUGAAGGGUUUGGUCAGCAUGUCCUGCUGGAUCAGAGUUAUCAGCACGUUGUUACCUCGACUGCCGGGAAUCAUCGUGUUUCGUCGAUUCAUGAGUUCAAUGUUAUUCAAGGAGCGACGGCUUUGAUUGAGGUCUUUUAUACGACUCCCGCGAAUUUGUCGGCUUAUGGUGGGAAUUCUUCGCAGCAGUGGUUGGGGAAUGGGAUUUUUCAAGAAAAUGAUAUUGCCACGGGAGACUUGAUUUUUGAGUGGAAUGCUUUGGAACAUGUUGAUCCGUCUGAAAGCCUAGUGACACUAGGUUCCACAAAUGCCAAUAGCGGCUUGUCUUCCGCCGAAGCAUGGGAUUACUUCCACAUCAACAGCCUCGACAAAAACGAAGAAGGAGACUACCUGCUCUCGUCCCGACACACAAGCACGAUAUUCAAGAUCAACGGCACAGACGGCUCAAUCAUCUGGCGGCUCGGCGGCAAAUACCCUAGCUUUUCACAAAUCGGCAACUGGACCUUCGGGUUCCAACACCAUGCCCGCUGGCAACCUCAACUAAGCCAACCCGGGACAGAGGUAAUCUCGUUCUUCGACAACUCCGGCGAUGGGGCUAUCACAUUUAACAAUGUGUCCCGGGCAUUAGUUGUCCAGAUCAACCACACAGAUAGCACGGCAACCAUUCUCCGCAAGGCAACGGCACCGUAUGAUCUCCAGGCACAAUCCCAGGGAAAUACGCAGCUGCUUUAUGACGACCGAAUCUUCGUCAACUGGGGAUCGGAGGGUGCUUUCACGGAAUUUGGUGCUGAUAAUGAGAUUCUGUACCACGCUUUUAUCCAGACGGGGUCGGUCAGCUACCGUGGCUUUUUGGCGAACUGGACUGGUACACCGAAGGAAAGUCCGGCACUGGUUGCACUGAAAACGGCUUCUAAUAUUGUUGAGCUUUAUGUGUCUUGGAAUGGGGAUACCGAGACUUCGGCAUGGAGAUUCUUUUAUGUUAAUGGGCAGGAGAAGACGAGGGUUGGUCAAGUGGACAGGAACUCCUUUGAGACGGUCUUUACUUGGAAUUCGACUUUUGCACUAUCUUCCUCAGCUAGAUUUGUUGCUGAGGCUGUUGGCCCAAAUGGGGAGUCUCUUGCGCGGACGAGCUUGACUGCCACCACUGUCAACAUUGACUUGCUGGAGUGA
Messenger RNA from Penicillium samsonianum, 1503 nucleotides. Its product is annotated as arylsulfotransferase family protein. The transcript is spliced from 3 exons. Lineage: Eukaryota; Fungi; Ascomycota; Eurotiomycetes; Eurotiales; Aspergillaceae. The record is from RefSeq and is a predicted model, not a curated record. Bases 1 to 1503 code for a protein of 500 amino acids.